CAGGCAGGUAGUCUCGGGGUGUGUCCUGCAGGUCCUGCACGGUGGUAGCUCUCAGUCGACAUUUAAGAAGUUGUUGGAGGGAGACAGUAAAAGAGAAGAGAAGCUGAGAGCGUCGAAAGUUCACAGACAUGGAUUCUACUCGUUUAUUGCCGCUUCUGUUCAUUUUAUUCUGUGUUUCUGCCGUAAACAGUCAAGGUAAAGGACGCGGCUUCAUCGGGCAUAAGGACCCUGUAAACUCAGAUCUAGUCGUGGUGGAUCAGAAGACAGCUGACACCCUGAAGAGCAACCUCACCACCGUCUUCAUCCCCAUCAUGUACAUCAUCGUCUUCAUCAUUGGGCUUCCUGCUAACGGCAUGGCCAUCUGGGUGUUCCUCUUCAGGACGAAGAAGAAGCACCCUUCGUCCAUCUACAUGGCCAACCUGGCUCUCGCCGAUCUUCUGUUUGUGAUUUGGACGCCGCUGAAAAUCGCCUACCACUUCAACGGCAACAACUGGACGUACGGCGAGCCGCUGUGCAAAGUCCUGGUGAGCUUCUUCUACGGGAACAUGUACUGCUCCAUCCUCUUCAUCACCUGCCUCAGCGUGCAGAGGUACUGGGUCGUGGCUCAUCCACUGUCCCAGCAGAGGAAGAACAACAAGGUGGCUAUCGGCGUCUGCGUCUCCAUCUGGGCGUUCAUCUGGCUCACCACGACGCCGCUGUACCUGUACGACCACACGGUGAAGCUCAAGGACCCCAACGUGACCACCUGCCAUGAUGUCAACGUCAUAGAUGACCCUUUGAACCCAUUCCCCUCAGUCCAGCUUCCCUUUUACUACUUCAUCUUCAUGGGGAUGGUGGUGUUCCUCGUCCCGUGUGUGGUCAUCGUCAUGGCGUAUAUUCUGUUACUGAAAGCUUUAGGGCACAACUUGGACGACAGCGUGGCAGGGAAGAACCGCCAGAAAGCCGUGGUUCUCAUCGUGACUGUCCUGGUGACCUUCCUGGUGUGCUUCAUCCCCAGUAACAUCAUGCUGGUGGUGCAUUACUCUCUGCUCAAAGACGGGAUCGUGAAUAACGGAUACGCCUUCUACAUCUCCACUCUGUGCUUGGCGAGUCUCAACAGCUGCCUGGACCCGUUCAUCUACUACUUUGUGUCCGAGGACUUCAGGGACCACGUGAAGAACACUCUGCUGUGCCGCAGCAGCAGGACUGUGGAGAGGAUGAGGGUCUCCUUCAGCUCCAUGAAAUACUCCAGGAAGAGCAAGUCGUACGUGUCGAGCGGCGGGACCACGCAGAGCAGCAGCUGUUAGGCGGAUAAAAGGAGAGCAGAGACUCAAAUCAUGCCUGUGCUUGUACUCUCCAGUGCUGGAGACACAGCAACACACAGACCUUUAGUGGUACUGGGACACAAUGAUGAGGUGUGUCAUAAAGGACAUGAGGACAAUUAGGCACAACCAGGUAAAGUUUCUCAAAGCACUGAGAGUGUUUGUUUUGCAUCUUUUAGGCUCAGAUUUUAUUUGAAGUGUUGAGAAAAUUGCUGAAAGAAUCUUUUAGAAGUCAGAUGUUCUUGAAACCAUCACUUUUCCCAGUGCCACUAGACUUCAUUGACAAAAAGCCAUUUAAGCUUGUCAUAAAGGGACUGCAUUACUUCUGCCUUCAUCAGGAAAUUCUCAUGUAGAUGUUCCUUUUUAAGAGGAAUUGUGUGUACUAUUUAAAAUGUUAGCAGACAUCCCAACAGAGGCAACAGUGGAGGAGGAAUUUAUUUAUAUGUACUUUAAAUAUGAUAUUUUUAUCAAUGGAGUCUGGCGCCUUUAUCGGAAGUUAUAUCCAGGCUUGUUUAUGGCAACAACCUGACUAUCUGAUUGAAAGUCAGCAGUAAACACGGUCACUUUUUAAACCAUAACACCAGAGGUUUAAGUCUGAGGUUCUACUUCUCAUUUAGACCCCAAAUGCUCUUUGUUUUAAAAAUACCAGCCUGCCCUUUAAACUCGAAGACGUUUGUCCCGAGAUGAGAGCAUUCGUAUACGUUUCUAACUUUAUCAUGAACUGCUUUUUAACUGUGAAACUCAAAUGCAUGUUUUAACCUUUUAUGCCUUGUAAUGCAGAGGAAGCCUGUUAGAGACUGAACCCUCUUUUCUGCACAUUGUUUCUAUUUCUCUCUGUUUUUUGACUGACUUCCUCUCUGCACCGAAGACCAUUCAUCCGUUAUAAAAGAACCAAAUGACCCUGACGUGUCUGAAAGAGAGAGGUUUGAUAAAGGUGCCGUGUUGCUUUAAUCAAAUCAGAAACAUAAAUAUUCAUCCUGUGUUUUUUUAUAUACCUGCAGCCGUUCUUAUCAUUUUAAACCACUUGUGCUGUUUGAAGAUAUGAGUUUUAAUGUUACAUAUUUUGUUAAUAAAUGAUAAAACAUA
Molecule: messenger RNA, 2387 nt
Organism: Notolabrus celidotus (New Zealand spotty)
Lineage: Eukaryota; Metazoa; Chordata; Actinopteri; Labriformes; Labridae
Product: proteinase-activated receptor 2-like
Exons: 2
Coding region: 129-1286 (385 amino acids)
Biological process (GO): blood coagulation; phospholipase C-activating G protein-coupled receptor signaling pathway; thrombin-activated receptor signaling pathway
Cellular component (GO): membrane
Molecular function (GO): thrombin-activated receptor activity
Source: RefSeq, a predicted model, not a curated record